AUGAUUCCUCCACCGUUAUGUCUCAAUGAUUAUGAUGAUGAGAGUCAUGUUCAAGAUAAGGAUGAUGCUGAGAUGUCUGGGGAAGAUCAGGAAGAUACCGACGAGAAGUUUGUUGAAAACCCUCAACCAAUGGAAGUCCCUCAACCAACGGAAGUCUCUCAAACAGAAGUCGUUGUUAGCAAAGUGGAAAGUCAGAAGUUGUUGUUAGAUCUGGAUGAUGUUGAUGAGAGUUAUGUUCAAGAUGAGGAUGAUGCUGAGAUGUCUGAGGAAGAUAAGGAAGAUACUAAAAAGAAGUUUGUUGAAAGUCCUCAACCAACGGAAGUCGCUCAAACAGAAGUCGUUGUUAGCACAGUGGGAAAUCUGGAUCCUGCCUCUUCGAAAUUUACUUGGAAGAUUGAGAAUUUUUCUAGGCUGAACCCUAAAGAAAAGCAUCAUUACUCUGAUGUGUUCACUGCUGGCGAUUCUAAAUGGCGUGUGGUGAUGUUUCCCAAGGGAAACAACGUAGAUUACUUGUCGAUGUACCUUUCUGUUGCGGACCCGGAUGAUUUGCCAUAUGGGUGGAGUAGGUGUGCACAGUUCAGUUUGUCAGUCGUCAAUCAAAUCAAUAACGAGGACACAGUGAGAAACGAUGCACUACCGAUGAAAUUUACUGCACGGAGAAGUAACUGUGGUUCUUCAAAUAUCAUGCCUCUUAGUGAACUCUACGACCUUAGCAGAGGGUAUCUCGUUGAUGAUACUUGUAUAGUUGAAACAGAGGUUAUGAUCAGGGAGGAUGACUGGACAUAUGAUUCUCGAAUAGAAACAGGUUACGUUGGUCUUAAGAAUCAGGGUGCAACAUGUUAUUUGAACUCUCUUCUCCAGACUCUAUAUCAUAUUCCAAAUUUCAGGAAGGCAGUAUACCAUAUGCCAACAACUGAGAAUGAUUUUGCUUCAGGAAGCAGCAUCCCUUUGGCUCUGCAGAUUUUGUUUUAUAAGCUUCAGUAUAGUAAGGAUAGUGUCGGAACAAAGGAGCUCACUAAAUCUUUCGGAUGGAAUACGCACCAGUCUUUCACGCAACAUGAUGUGCAGGAACUUAAUAGGGUUCUGUGUGAAAAUCUAGAAAAUAAAAUGAAGGGAACUGCUGUGGAGGGUACUAUACAACACUUGUUUGAAGGUCACCAUAUGAACUACGUUGAAUGCAUCAAUGUGGACUACAAAUCUACCAGAAAGGAGUCAUUUUAUGACAUUCAACUUGAUGUAAAAGGAUAUAAGGAUGUUUAUGCUUCUUUCGACAAGUAUGUGGAAGUGGAGCGUCUUGAAGGUGAUAACAAGUAUCACGCUGAUCAACAGCAUGGUUUGCAGGAUGCAAAGAAGGGUGUCCUUUUCAUUGACUUCCCACCUGUUCUCCAACUCCAUCUAAAACGGUAUGAAUAUAAUAUCAAGCGGGACACUAUGGUAAAGAUAAAUGAUCGCUAUGAAUUCCCCCUACAACUUGAUCUUGACAGAGAGGAUGGCAAAUACUUAUCUCCAGAUGCUGAUAAGAAUGUUCGCAAUCUUUACACACUUCAGGCUAUUUUGGCUCACAGUGGCGGGGGACACAGUGGACACUACUAUGCUCUUAUAAGACCAACAGUCUCAAAGCAAUGGUUUAAAUUUAAUGAUGAGAUGGUAACAAAAGAAGAUAUCAAGCAGGUAUUAGAGGAGCAAUACGGUGGGGAGGCAAGAUAUUCAAAUGCAUAUAUGCUUGUGUAUAUACGUGAAAGUAAUAGAGAUGAAAUUAUUUGUAACGUGGAUGAGAAGGACAUUGCUGAACACCUGAGGAUUAGGUUGAAGAAAGAACAAGAAGAAAAGGAGCGUAAGAAGAAGGAUGAAAAAGAUGCUCACCUGUAUACUAUUAUAAAGGUUGCUCGACAUGAGGACCUUUUGAAACAGAUUGGGAGAGAUAUCUAUUUUGAUCUUGUUGAUCACGAAAAAGUUAGUAGUUUUCGUAUCCAGAAAAAGAUGCCUUUUAACAUCUUCAAGGAGGAGGUUGCUAAAGAGUUUGGUGUUCCCGGGCAAUUUCAGCGGUUUUGGCUAUGGACAAAGCGUGGAUAUGAUUCUUAUCGUCCAGAUCGUCCGUUAACGCUUCAAGAGGAGACACAAUCUGUUGGGCAGUUGAGCCAAUUCUCAUAUAAAGCGGAUGGCCGUGCAGAUCUAAAGCUGUUCUUGGAAAUAGAGAUUGGGACUGAAUUCCAUCCCGUUCCUCCUCCUUGUUAUUGGCGACAUGAAGAUAUUCUUCUCUUUUUCAAGCUUUAUGAUGCUGAAAAGGAAGAAAUUAGGUACGUAGGGAGACUUUUUGUGAAGUGGAGUGGUAAGCCUUUGGAAAUUCUUAAAAAGCUUAAUGAGAUGGCUGGGUUCUUUCCAGACGAUGAAAUAGAACUCUAUAAGGAAUUAUCGUUUGCGCCCACUGCUAAGUGUAAACAAUUAGACAAAAAUCUCACAUUCUCUGCUAGUCGGCUCAUGGAUGGGGACAUUAUUUGCUUCCAGAAACCUGCUUCAGCUGAUAGUUUGACACAAUGCCGCUGUCCUGAUGUAACUUCUUUUCUGGAAGAUGUCAGUAACCGUCGGAAUGUGCAUUUUCGAUCUCUGGAGAAGCCGAUGGAAGAUGAUUUUUGUUUGGAGCUGUCAAAGGUACUAAAAUAUGAUGAUAUCACGGACAGAGUAGCGCUCCAUCUUUGUUUGGAUGACCCAACCAAGAUCAGACUUUUCCGUCAUAACCAUUACUAUCAGCGAAAACAAGAAGCUAUUAGGUACCAAGGUUUUGACCACUUGUCUGAGGUGUUAAUUCAGUUCGGGCGGACAACUGAUAUUAUGUAUUAUGAAGUCUUGGACAUCCCUUUACCUGAGUUGGAAGAGUUGAUAACCCUAAAUGUCGCAUUCCUUCUUUCAACAAAAAAUGAAACGGUCGUUCAUAGUAUUAGACUUCCAAAACAAAGUACAGUCGGUGACCUGAUUAAUGAUCUGAAGAAAAAGGUUGAGCUGUCUCGUCCCGAUGUGGAACUUAGAUUGCUAGUAGUUACCUACCACAAGAUUGGGAAGAUUUUACCGCUUAGUGAAAAGAUUGAAAACAUUGAUCAAUACUGGAAACUACGUGCAGAGGAGAUUCUAGAGGAGGAGAAGAACUUGGGUCCUAAGGAUCUCUUGAUUCAUGUUUAUCACUUCACAAAAGGUGUAUACCAUGAACAGUUUUUUGGGGAACCAUUUUUCUUGGUCAUCCAUGAAGGAGAGACUUUACAUGCAGUCAAAUUGCGCAUUCAGAAGAAAUUGCAGGUUCCUGACGAACAAUUCUCCAAGUGGAAGUUCACAUUUCCGUCAUGGAUGGGUCGACUUGAGUAUCUUAAGGACUCAGAUAUAGUGUCCAAAUGUUUUCAGAGAAGAAGUUAUUUUGGAGUAACAUAUUAUUUUGGACCUCGGGAUCGAUUCCUUGGCUUGGAGCAUUCUGAUAGUUCCCCAAAAAGAAAAUAUGCAGCCACUGAAAGUCUAAAAAUAGGGUAA
This is a messenger RNA of Papaver somniferum (opium poppy), 3513 nucleotides long. Its product is annotated as ubiquitin carboxyl-terminal hydrolase 13-like. Gene Ontology annotation, biological process: regulation of protein stability; protein deubiquitination. Gene Ontology annotation, molecular function: cysteine-type deubiquitinase activity; cysteine-type endopeptidase activity; protein binding. Gene Ontology annotation, cellular component: cytosol; nucleus. The transcript has a single exon. The record is from RefSeq and is a predicted model, not a curated record. Lineage: Eukaryota; Viridiplantae; Streptophyta; Magnoliopsida; Ranunculales; Papaveraceae. Bases 1 to 3513 code for a protein of 1170 amino acids.